GGUGUCGGGUGUUUCGGGUGCCUGUAAAAGGGUGUAGAGCGAAGAAGAACCAAACGUUGAGCGUGGGCUUUUUCUGUUUCUAGAUAUCCACCGGUGCGUGUGCGUCGUGUUACUUUGUUGCGCUCCUCGCGAAGCUCAAACGCACAAAUAAUUGAUAAACCCGAGCGAAAGUGACUUUGUCGGUGAUCCAGCCAACCGGCCAGCCAGCUGUGUAAUAUCGCCUCCGGAAGCGGCACCAACAAGCAACCAUUCGCGAAUUACGCCGCCCGAUCGUGACACUUCUCCCUAGACCAAGGAUCCCUUUAGAGCGCGCUGCCGCACGAAACGCGAAAACAAUAUGCCCAAACACACCGCAGGCCGCCUUUGUGGUCCGCGAAGGUUCGCUAGUGUUUCUUCGCUGUGCAGAUCCAAGUAGACCCGCCGGUGACAGAAGUAACCAAGCAAAGAAGUAGGCACCAUACGAGGUGGGAACGGCGAGUGUACCAGGACUUCUUGAGAGUGACGAUUGUGAUUUAGUUCCGCAGAGUGCCGCUCGGGAUCCGGAAAGUUUCGUGUAGGCUGUAGGCGAGAGAUAGAGCAGUAUAGAGAAGAGGAAGAGCUAGAUAGAAGCCGCAAAGCGAGAGAGCUAGAGAGGGAGAGAAAAAAGGAGAGCGAGGGAAAGAAGUGCUCGUCGACCCGCGACCCGGGCCACCGACGUUUCGCGUGCCGCGGUUCGCGGCUGGGUGCGUUUCUUGGAUGGUGUCACAGGACCGUUGGGCGGAAGCAAUGUCCGACUCCGGGUACGAUUCGCGCGCGGACGGCAACGGGACCGCGUCCAGCUCGUGCAACAAUUCGCUCAAUCCGCGAACGCCACCGAACUGCGCCCGGUGCCGCAACCACGGGCUGAAGAUCGGGCUGAAGGGCCACAAGCGGUACUGCAAGUACCGCCACUGCAACUGCGAAAAGUGCUGCCUGACGGCCGAGCGGCAGCGCGUGAUGGCCCUGCAGACGGCCCUGCGCCGCGCCCAGACGCAGGACGAGCAGCGGGCCCUGAACGACGGCGAGGUGCCACCGGAGCCGGUAGUUAGCAUUCACAUACCCAAGCUGUCCGAGCUGCAAGAGCUGAAGCAUAAUAUGAUUCAUAAUUCUCAGCCGAGAUCCUUCGAUUGCGACUCCUCCACCGGAUCGAUGGCGUCCACCCCGGGAACAUCCAGCAUGGCGCUGACGGUGCACCGGCGGUCCCCGGGCAUCCCGCACCAUCCGGCCGAGGCGCAGCAUCUCGGAGCCACACACUCAUGUCUUUCUCCCGAGCCCGUAAACCACCUGCCUGACGACGAGCUGGUCAAGCGAGCCCAGUGGCUGCUGGAGAAACUGAGUUACCCCUGGGAGAUGAUGCCCCUCAUGUACGUCAUACUGAAGAACGCGGACGGCGAUGUACAGAAGGCGCACCAGCGGAUCGACGAAGGUAAGGAAGUGAUUGCGAACUACCGGGAGCUACUGCUGAAGUCGUCGCUCGACCAUCGCACCAACAGCGACCGGCUGACGGAGGAGGACGACGAGGACGAGAACAUCUCGGUCACCCGGACCAACUCGACGGGUCGGUCGCGGUCCGGCUCACGGUGCCGUUCCCGGUCGUGCUCGCCGCUAGCGGAAACGCACCACCACCGCGCCACUACCGACCAGCAGGACCCCGACCGGGUGCUCAACCUCGACACUAAGGCCCGGCCACGCUCGGGGGGGAGCCGGUAUCGCGGCGAUCGUGACGAUGCCACCCCCAGCACGACCCAGGAGCCCAGCCCCGCAUCCGUGAUCGUCGAUGGGCGACCGGCCGAUGGUGGAGGACGAGGCCGCGGCGGUGGUCACAGCAAGAAGUUCGGGACCGGGACGGUCGAGCACCACCAUUCGCAUCAUCUGACGGCGCUCCGUAAGUCACCUUCACCGGAAGCACCGGUUGUUACCAGCAGGCGGGCGGCGUACGAGCUGCUUCCCCCCAGUGCAUCGCCGUCGUCUCCGAAGCGCGAGGUGGACGAGACGCGGUACGCACCGUACCUGGAGUCGUUGCGGCGGAGUAAAAGGCCCACCAGCAGCAGCAGUGCGGUAGUAGCGGCGGCAGCGGCGGCAGCAGUGGCGGCAGCAGCGGCGGACAUGAUCGUCGACUGCUACGACAGCAAGGAGAAGGACGUGACGGCGGCGGCGACGACGACGACGACGUAUCCGCCGUCGCUGACCGGUGGCAGUAGUUCCUUCGAAAAGCUGCACCAGCUGGGGAAGAAGUCGAACGGCGGGCCGGCGGGGGGCUGCCCGCUCUACAAGUACGGUGGCAUCGAGGCGAGCAGCUUCAGCUUCCCGUUCGCGCUCCUGCCCCAGUUCGAGGCCGUCAACCGGACGCUCUUCUCCGCACACGGCUCGCCCUCGGCCGUUCACUUCCCGGGCCAAAUCCUGCCGUCCGCCCAGUAUCCGUCCGUUAGUAGCGAGUCCACCGCGACGACAGCCACCAUGCCCAUGUUUCAGCCGCCCUUUCAGUUCUUCGGUUACCAGCCUUCCCUCCAGUUGCCCCCGAUCGACUUUUACCGCAAGGAGCAACACCACCAACAGCAACAGCAGCAACAGCAGCAGCAGCAGCUACUAGAACCAAAGGAACCGUCGUCCUCGACGUCACCGACGUCACCGACGCCCAUCGCCGCCGUAGGUGGACUGUUUUACGCGAGUGCGGUCGAGAACUCGCUCGCCUCCUCGCAGGCUUCGAUCGCCACCAUCCUCUAAGACCCCCCUAGGCGGAGGACAGGUCGAGCAACGGGGCCUGGUGAUGUGGCUCAUAAAUGCUAUGUGGAGAGAAGAUUACUGUACGCCCAUAGACGCUACCGUGAGUGAGUCGGUUUGGUCCGCCGAACGAGUCCUGCAGCUUAUAGGAGGGGUCGCUUCCACCGCCGCCUUUCAUUAGUGGGUUGCGCACCCCCAGCACAGGCGACAUCAUCCCUGGAUCCGGCGGCUGGUAGCAGCUACAGCAGCAGCAGCAGCAGCAGUGCGUAUGCCCCGGUGGUGCUCGUUAGCGCAUUACCCGUUCUUCAAUUCACGACACCACUAGACAAGGCGCGUGAUCGCGUGACACGGGAGAGUUAAUGAAUAUUGUUCGUGCAACGAAGGUCUACACUGUGAUACAAAAUGUUGUGUACAGGAUAAACAAAUUACAACUAUUGCCACAACGCAAACACACCGAAGGUAACAAAUACAUUUCAUGCGUGAUUUUGAAUGCUAACGGUUUCUUUAGACGCAAGAGAGAGAGAGAGAGAGAACCAGAACCCCUGCUAGACGUAGUUAGUAGUAGCAGUCCGUGUCGCAUAGGGAAAGGUAGAGAGAUUCCAGAGGUAGCACUACCAGAAGCUGAUACCAAACUCUGACCGCUAUUCUCGCAAUCCGGCGAUUGUCCCACCAAAUUUCUACUCAAAACAGAUUCCCGAUUCAACCGUUUGAUUGGCUUUGCGCUACUAAUUAAGGCACAGGGGAUGGUUUUGGACACGGAACAGGAGCAGGAAGAAAGCUGUGUCACCCACCAUCAUGUUUGAAAAAAGGGGAAAGGAACAAAGUUUAGUGUCAAUGUUACAACACAUCUCCCAUGGAAGAUGGUUUCGGAUUGUCACUGAUCGAUCGUGAUGUGAGGUUAGUGCAAAAGGAAAGAAGCAGUAAAACACGGUAACAAGCAAAAAUGGCUAGUAGGAAUCGAAUUGUGAUACACACGUACAGCAUUGUUCUUGAUAGCUUAAUAGUUUAUAGUUUUCGUCCAGCGCGCGUGAGAGAUACGUUAAAUAACGGCUAACUAGCAGUCAGCCCGUCCGUCGCCGUGGGCUGUUGUUUUUUGGGCUCCCCAUCACAUCCUGUUGGCCCUUUUUGGCAUAUGUGUGUGUGUUCUGUUUUCUUUUUAAAUUUCUUCCUCGACGGAUACACACUUACACACACUCCGACACACACACACACACAGAGAAUCGUACAAGUUUAGGAGUUUCACUAAGUUUGAUUGGUUUUUAGUAGUCUAAGUUUUUAGCAGUUAGGCAUGUUUAUUGUUAUGUUUCAGCUUAAGAGGAACGACAGCCGCUGCUAGAGAGCAUCGAGAGAGGUAGAGGGAGGACCUGUAGCGGCCUGUCUGAGGUCUCAACAAACCGCAGCCAAGAGGGCAGAUGCUAAAGUCGAAUUUAAAUGUAAACCACUGUCGUCGUGUAAGGGCAUCAUUUUAAACUAAAUGCAUGCAUCAUAAUGAAUUAAAAGAGGGUUUAAUGUUCCAAUGAAACUAUAGUAACCAACAAACGGUGUUAAAACAGAGGAGAAAGAGAUGCAAACGCGAAAAGCCGUAUGAUGGAAGGAACGUGUGUAAUAGUCGAGAAUAGUGAAAAAUGAGCUACAUACACAAAAGCGGAACCGAUGGCGACGAUGCGACCCUUCUUGUGGGUGCCUCGGCAUCUCGCAGGGAUCGAUCUCCGUCAGCCGUCGAGUGAUGGGCGUUGUCACUCACACGCAUCACAACAUAAACCAUGCAGCUGGAAAGCCAUCUAUUUCUUUUCCUUUUUGUGCCACAAUGCUACGAGAGCUGGACACACACAUACAGGGGUCAGGAGCACAGUUUGUUGGAAGUAAUCGAAAGAUCGGAGAUCGGAUCUUGCAAUAUCUUUCCCACCCGACCACCACCCUCUUUGUCCGUUCGAACAAUUCCUCGCUAUCCUUGUCCUUAAAGAAAGAUGUCAGGUGAACGCAACCCCAGCAGCAGCAAAAGCUUUCUCACUUUGCGAAAAUGUCUAUCCCACGCUCUAUAACAAAGGCGAAGCAGCAGAUGCAGAAAUGGAGGGGUCAGCACAGUAAGCAAGCAAGAACCUUGUACAUAUAUAGUUCUACAAAACACAGCGCGAAUGUACAUCAAACCAAACGCCCCUAAUACCCACACCCACAGCACACAGGACAGGCGAUAUCAGUUGGCGGGUGCCAAGAUACACACACGAGGACACAAUAGCAGAACUGGCUUUAGCUAGAGGCCCCCUUAGAAAAAAGUCUGCAUGUAUAGGCGGCGGCCACCAGAAAUGCAGGAGCGUCCGCAAUUCUACGCCGGAAACACGCCCUCACGAGAAAUAGGCCACCCGACCACCCGAAACACAGAAAAAACCAUGUAUAACGUUUUAAAAUGUCCACCAAUUGACCUGUAAUAAAAAACCUGUAAGAAUGCAAAAUAUAAAACCAGAAUUCAAGUGGAACAAUGCAAACAAAGUAAAUAAAUUAUUAAU
Anopheles cruzii is the source of this 5243-nucleotide messenger RNA. RefSeq lists its product as uncharacterized. The record is from RefSeq and is a predicted model, not a curated record. The transcript has 6 exons. Bases 736 to 2742 code for a protein of 668 amino acids. Gene Ontology annotation, molecular function: RNA polymerase II cis-regulatory region sequence-specific DNA binding; DNA-binding transcription factor activity, RNA polymerase II-specific. Gene Ontology annotation, cellular component: nucleus. Gene Ontology annotation, biological process: sex differentiation; regulation of transcription by RNA polymerase II. Lineage: Eukaryota; Metazoa; Arthropoda; Insecta; Diptera; Culicidae.